AUGAAAAUGAUGAGAAGAGAAGAUGAAGGAACGAGAGAAAACGAAUAUUUAGGAGGGGGAAGGAUUAAUAAGAUUGGCGGAAGUAUUCAAUGUUCUAUUGAAGAAUGGUUUGGAGUGUUUUUUUUCGCUCAAACUAAUGCUUCUGGAACGAUCGGAAUUGUUAGUGAAAAAUCAUCCAUUGAAGAUUAUUCUUCUCAGCUAUUAAGAUUUAUCAAGCAAAAAAUCAAAACUAAUGGACCUAUAAGUAUUGCUGAUUACAUGCGUUUAACAUCUUCAUCUCCGAUUGGUGGUUAUUAUUCUUGUCAUGGCAGUGACAUCUUCGGUGAAAAAGGCGAUUUUAUUACUGCUCCUGAGCUAACACAAAUGUUUGGUGAACUUGUUGGUGUGUGGUGCUAUUAUGAACUCAAGAAUACAGGAUACAAUAUGGAAUGGCAAUUAGUGGAAAAUGGCCCUGGUACUGGACAGUUAAUGCUUGACAUCACAAGGGUCUUAAAACAGUUCAACGAGACAAAAGUAUCACUUCACCUUGUGGAAACAUCCGACUCAUUAUUAGUUCGGCAGGAGUCUAUUCUUUGUGAAAACCUGUCACAAUUUAUUGAAGAAAAACCGUAUGUUCGUUGUAAUGUAACAAAAAAUGGUUUCCCGAUAUACUGGUAUCGCAGCAUUGGCGAGAUUCCUUCCAAAUUUUCUGUAUUCAUAAGUAACGAGUUUCUGGAUGCUUUACCUAUAAAUCAGUUCAAAAGAGAUCUCAAAGGCAAAUGGCACGAAGUAUAUGUGAAUUUGGACGCAGAUGAUAAGCUCUGUUUCAUGUUAUCAAAAUCGGAAAAUUUACUCACAUUGAGUUUAUUGCCAGAAAAAGUUCGUCAUGAUCCGUCUAUCGACGAAUGGGAAAUUAGUGUUGCUGCUGAUUCUUAUAUUAAACAGGUAGCUGAUGCUAUAACAAAUUUUGGUGGCUUUGCCUUAAUAAUAGAUUAUGGGCACGACGGCUCAAGAAAGGAUUUUUCUUUGCGGGCUUAUAAAGACCAUUCAGUCGUACAUCCUUUGGAAAAUCCUGGACAGCAUGAUAUAACUGCUGAUGUGAAUUUUGGGCAUCUUAAAGAUCUUGUGAAGGACCGGACAUUGAUUUAUGGGCCAGUUGAACAACGGGCAUUCUUUGCUCAAAUGGGAAUCGGAUUGAGAUUAGAAAAACUUAUGAACUCCUGUAAGACAAAAGAAGAGCGGCAAGCUUUAUUGAACUCAUGUGAGAUGCUUUUGAGUGAUAAAGGUAUGGGUACGCGAUUCAAAGUAAUGAGUUUGUUUCCGAAAACAUUGAAAGAUAUUCUCAUUCAACGCAAAGGACCAGCUGGUUUUGCUAAUGCACCAACUUUUUGA
Messenger RNA from Thelazia callipaeda (thelaziosis nematode), 1371 nucleotides. The record is from the annotation of a GenBank genome assembly. Lineage: Eukaryota; Metazoa; Nematoda; Chromadorea; Rhabditida; Thelaziidae.